AUGGGAGGCAACAAUUCCAAGUUGAUUAAUUCUAAUGGCGGAGAUGUAUUGCCGGCAAAGAUUCGUCCUCUUCUCGGACAAAAAAUUGAAGAGUUUAAAAAACGUAGAAGUAAUGUGCAAGAAGAAGACACUGAGCUUUCGAAGAAACAGCUUUUGAAGGACAAUGAUGGAACCUCUCAUGAACAGUCUUCUGAUCAAAAUGAAGUUUCCAAAGAAACUCAACUGAAAAAAGAACAGCCAACGGUAGUACGUGCAGUGGCGGUUGAAAAACUCUCUCAAGUUGUUCCAUUGCCGGUUUCUGGAUGCGGAGAGAAGAAGGAGAAGGAGGAUGAGGAGCAGAAAGAACAAAAAGAUCAUGAUGGAAAAAUAGAUAAAGAUGUUGAAACGAAAAAUGCCAAGGUAAAGAGUGAAUUAUCUGUGCAAGAAAAUAUACAUGAAAAACAUGACAUGGAGGAUGAAGAAAGGGAAGAGGAAGAGGAAGACGAAGACGAAGACGAAGACAAGGAUGAUAUUGGAAGACGUAUAGGUCCUGGAUCGCCGAGUUUUAAAAUAUAUUGCGUUGAGAGCGAUGAGAAAAAAGAACAAGAAUUAAAUGACACAAAUGCUGGCAACGAGCAAAUACUAGAGAAAGUGGAUGAAAACACUGUCGUGCACAACAAGUCACAAAGUACUGACAGCGACGAAAGCGAGGAGGCAUCUGAAUCGGAGAACGUAAGCAACCCGAACGAGGUUGUUAAAGAGACAACAUCGAAGAAAAAAGGACAUCAUAAGAGAAAGAAGCUUGAGGCAAUGAAGAAAAAUCUACUCAAUGUUAAGAAUUUACAAAAGAAUAGAAUGAACCGAAUGAUGGGUUGUGCUGGAAAUGACAGAAGAAGUCUUAUUGCGGAUAACUGA
This is a messenger RNA of Lathyrus sativus (Indian pea), 894 nucleotides long. Lineage: Eukaryota; Viridiplantae; Streptophyta; Magnoliopsida; Fabales; Fabaceae. The record is from the annotation of a GenBank genome assembly.